AUGCAAGACGAAAUUGACACUAAAGCUCUGGCAUAUGCCCAGAAACGUGAAGGAAGAUGCUUGGGCAAAGGUCAUCAAUGGGAGACGUGUUACCAAGAUAACAAACAGAAUUAUAGAUAG
Molecule: messenger RNA, 120 nt
Organism: Funneliformis caledonium
Lineage: Eukaryota; Fungi; Glomeromycota; Glomeromycetes; Glomerales; Glomeraceae
Source: the annotation of a GenBank genome assembly